AUGGUUCGCAUAAACAAUUUAGCUAAGAGAAGGAGGUUCUUGAGCCUUCGUGUUUUAGUCUUUACUCUAGUGCUUUACCUUACAAUUUGUUUCGGCGUCUCACCUUCCGAGUCGACAAACAUCGCAGAGAGUAGCGAACAGAUUCCUUCGUUAGGAUGCGAAUACUUGGCCAACUUGAUAAAAACGGGAAAACACCCCUCAAUAGACAGUAGUGGUGAUCCAUCUCAAUGUCCUUAUCUUUCCAAUAAACCACAAGACCACCAUGAACAUGUCGAAUAUCAUAGGAGACAAGUGUCGGAUUUAUGCCCUUACAUUCGGGAGCUUAGCAAACAAAAGAAGGAGAGAUUAAGUUUGGAAAGUAGCCUGACGAAACAAAUCUUUGCUUUCCUUUUUCCAGGAAGUCCACGCGUAAAUUCUUUGUUGGGCACUUUAUACAUUUCAUCCAUACCCAAUUUCAUUCUCUAUUUUGUCCCUCCUGACAUUGAACCUUCCUCACUAAAUUCUUUGGUUAGUUUUGCUGUGGGUGGUCUGCUGGGCGAUGUCUUCCUACACCUCCUCCCGCAAUCGCUCUUAGGUGAGCAUGAUGAUGACGAAGUUCAUUUCGUUCAAGUUAACGAGAAAAAGAACGUGGUCAUCGGUCUGGCCAUAUUUUUCGGUUUAAUGACGUUCUUUGUAAUUGACAAGCUGAUGCGCAUAGCGAAUGGCGGCGAGGACGUUCAUUCACACUCGCAUAGUCACGCGCAUGAUGACCAUCAUCAUGGUCAUAGUGACCUUGGUUCCAGCACAGCAACCCCAGAUUCUGAUUCAGCGACACUUCGUCAAAGAAAAUCUGUUGGCAAAAAGGAGGAUGAGGACAUUAAAUCCUCAGGAAAAACGCCAUCUCCCAGCAUCAAGCUUUCGGCCUAUCUCAACCUCAUUGCUGAUGCCACGCAUAAUUUUACCGAUGGACUCGCCAUGGCCGCAUCAUUUUAUACAUCACCAAGCAUAGGUGCAACCACAACUGUGGCGGUGUUCUUCCACGAAAUUCCUCAUGAGGUUGGUGACUACGCAAUUCUGAUUCAAAGUGGCUUCACCAAGAAACGUGCCAUGCUUUCGCAAUUUGUCACGGCGAUCGGCGCAUUUCUUGGCACUUUGACGGGGAUAGCGAUUGAAGAGCUCGGCCGCGGUGUGAACGGAUCAUCGUCACAUGACCAUCACGAUGCCGGAAUUUGGGGUACCGGAGUCGUCUUAGGUGAUUUGGUCAUACCAUUCACAGCCGGUGGAUUUUUGUACAUCGCAACUGUGGGUGUAAUACCUGAAUUGUUGGAGGUGACGGGUAGGUUUACUAAGGAUAUUAGGCAAGCGGCCACGGAGUUUAUAGCAAUGCUCAUUGGUGUUGGUAUGAUGGCCGUGAUCGCUUGGAAUGAAGGUGACUAG
Molecule: messenger RNA, 1416 nt
Organism: Acaulospora morrowiae
Lineage: Eukaryota; Fungi; Glomeromycota; Glomeromycetes; Diversisporales; Acaulosporaceae
Source: the annotation of a GenBank genome assembly